This is a messenger RNA of Tinamus guttatus (white-throated tinamou), 2023 nucleotides long. RefSeq names its product solute carrier family 6 member 1 (gene SLC6A1). The record is from RefSeq and is a predicted model, not a curated record. Gene Ontology annotation, cellular component: plasma membrane; axon; cell surface. Gene Ontology annotation, biological process: nitrogen compound transport; sodium ion transmembrane transport; amino acid transport. Lineage: Eukaryota; Metazoa; Chordata; Aves; Tinamiformes; Tinamidae. Gene Ontology annotation, molecular function: gamma-aminobutyric acid:sodium:chloride symporter activity.
GGCGACCGCAAAGCUGCUGUCCACGUGGACCGGUGCCGACAUCUCCCGCCCGGCCGCCAGAGCGUCGCCAGCCAAACCCCGCGACAUGGCCACCAACGGCACCAAGGUGGCGGACGGACAGAUCGCCACAGAAGUCAGCGACGCUUCCAUCACUAAUGACAAGCCUAAAACCUUGGUAGUAAAAGUGCAGAAGAAGAAGACAGAUCUUCCAGACCGAGAUACCUGGAAAGGAAAAUUUGACUUUCUUAUGUCCUGUGUAGGUUAUGCCAUUGGCUUAGGGAAUGUGUGGCGAUUUCCGUACCUUUGUGGCAAGAAUGGCGGAGGUGCAUUCUUGAUUCCCUAUUUUCUUACUUUAAUUUUUGCUGGAGUGCCGCUAUUUCUUUUGGAGUGUUCCCUUGGCCAGUAUACAUCUAUAGGGGGCCUUGGAGUGUGGAAGCUUGCUCCCAUGUUCAAAGGUGUGGGACUAGCUGCUGCAGUUCUUUCUUUCUGGCUAAAUAUUUACUACAUCGUGAUUAUUUCAUGGGCUAUAUAUUACCUGUAUAACUCCUUCACCACUACUCUUCCUUGGAAACACUGUGAGAACCCGUGGAACACUGACCGCUGCUUCUCCAACUACACCUUAGCAAAUACUACCAACAUGACAAGUGCCGUGGUCGAAUUCUGGGAACGCAACAUGCACCAAAUGACUGAUGGAUUGGAAAAACCAGGGCAAAUCCGAUGGCCACUAGCAAUUACUCUGGCAAUUGCCUGGAUUCUGGUGUAUUUUUGUAUCUGGAAGGGGGUAGGCUGGACUGGAAAGGUGGUGUAUUUCUCUGCUACUUAUCCCUAUGUUAUGCUGCUUAUCUUGUUCUUCCGUGGUGUAACACUGCCUGGAGCAAAGGAAGGCAUUUUAUUCUACAUAACUCCCAACUUCAGUAAGCUUUCCGACUCUGAGGUUUGGCUGGAUGCUGCCACACAGAUUUUCUUCUCGUACGGUCUGGGCCUUGGGUCACUGAUUGCCCUAGGGAGCUACAACCCUUUCCACAACAAUGUUUACAGGGAUUCCAUCAUAGUCUGCUGCAUAAAUUCAUGCACAAGCAUGUUUGCUGGCUUUGUCAUCUUCUCCAUUGUUGGAUUCAUGGCAAAUGUCACAAAGAGACCUAUUGCAGAUGUUGCAGCAUCAGGUCCUGGACUGGCCUUCCUAGCUUAUCCAGAAGCAGUUACACAGUUACCAAUUUCUCCUUUGUGGGCAAUACUGUUCUUCUCCAUGUUGCUUAUGCUGGGAAUCGACAGUCAGUUCUGCACUGUGGAAGGCUUCAUAACGGCGUUGGUGGAUGAAUUUCCAAAGCUGCUGCGCAAUCGAAGGGAAAUCUUCAUCGCUGUUGUGUGCAUCGUUUCAUACCUGAUAGGACUGUCCAACAUCACUCAGGGUGGAAUCUACGUGUUCAAGCUUUUCGACUACUACUCGGCCAGUGGAAUGAGUCUCUUGUUCCUUGUAUUCUUUGAGUGCAUCUCCAUAUCCUGGUGCUAUGGUGUUAACAGAUUUUAUGACAACAUCCAAGAGAUGGUGGGAUACAGACCCUGCAUCUGGUGGAAACUCUGCUGGUCUUUCUUUACUCCUAUCAUUGUGGCAGGAGUGUUUAUCUUCAGCGCUGUCCAAAUGACUCCGCUCACGAUGGGAAGUUACGUUUUCCCAAAAUGGGGCCAAGGGGUUGGCUGGUUCAUGGCUUUGUCUUCUAUGGUGCUGAUACCAGGCUAUAUGGCAUACAUGUUUCUUACCUUGAAAGGCUCCUUAAAACAGCGCAUCCAAGUAAUGAUCCAGCCAAGUGAGGACAUCAGUCAUCCUGAAAAUGCUCCAGAUCAGGCCCAGCAGAGCAACUCUGCAAACAAAGAAGCCUAUAUCUAAACUUCCAUAUUGUAAAAGUACCAAUGCUACUCCAGAAAAACAAAAAAUAUGGUUGAAUAUGACCACAAAUUUAUGUCUGAGAAUAUAAUUACCUACCUCUAGUGGCAAAAAAAAAAAAAACAGAAAAAAGAAAAAAAG